CUUUCCGGUUAGUGUUUUUUCGACGAACCCGCCCACUCGAGGCGUCACGAUAGCAGCGAUGUGCCAUCAUGGCCACCGAGAGGUUGUCUAUCUUGGACUCGCUGGAGAACUUGUCCAAAAGGAACUACGACCGCUUCUGCAUGGCUCUGGUGGACCGGCGCGGGGAGCGAAAGGUGACCCUCAGCAUGGUGGAGGACCAGAGCCGGACGGAGGUCACCAACGCGCUGGUGUCCACCUUCACAAAGGCCGGAGCCCCCGUCGUGGUCUCCGAGAUCUUGCGGCUCAUCGGCUGCUUCGACGAGGCGGAGCAGCUCGAUUCACAAAUUGCCUGCAUUGACAGACAGUCCUCAAAUGCAACGCCUGGCUAUCGAUGCCAUGCUAUCGGCCGGCGACCAGUCCCAGGUGUGGUUUCCCUUUCACAGGAGUUUAGCGGGGAUAGGCUCCGCCUCCCUUUGAACAUGAAUAGUAUCAGCAGGAUAGAAAAUGCGAGGAUGGAUCCUCCCGUGGCAGCCGCACGGCCACGUGAGGUUUUUCCCACCGAAGCGGGAUCACAAGUUAUCGACGAUUCACAAAUUGCCCGAAUUGACAGACAGUCCUCGAAUGCAACGCCUGGACAACAAGCAGCACGUCCAACUGAAGUUGUUGGUCUUACCAAAAAUAGUCCAAAUAUUCAUAUUCAGCAAGUCCGAGAAGCAGCACGUCCAUCUGAAGUUGUUGCUCUCACCAAAAGCAGUCCAAAUGUUCACAUUCAGCAAGUCCGAGGAUGCCCUGAUAUUGACUGCCGACCACUCCCGAGUGUGAUCUGCCUUUCACAGGAGUUUAGUGAGGAUAGGGACCGCCUCCCUUUCGUCAUAACUACUAUCAGCAGAACAGAAAAUAAACGGAUGGAUCCUCCCGUGGUAGCCGCACGGCCACCUGACGUUUUUCCCACCCAAACGGGAUCACAAGUUACCGACGGAUGCCCAGCGAUUGACUUGGGACCAGUCCAGACACUGCAUCCUCUUUUUCCGAGGUUUCACCCUGUGGUCCUAAAUGAAAACGCAGAAAAACGAUGGAUGAUUCCUCCCAUGGCACUAGCACCGAUACCUGACUCUAUGCGCACCCAAGAGGGAUCGCUGGUUAUCGACGCGGCAUCACAGCCACCAGCAGAGAAUAAUGACAACCCAGCGUCAGAGGAAGCAGAAGAGGAAGAUGAUGACAACGAUGACAGCUACGACAGCGACGAUGGGAGUGAUUACGACAGUGACGACACCUUCGCUGAAAAAGUCAUAAUAUACUGUGCGAAAAAGAUGAGGAAAAUAUAUGUCCGGGGUCGCAGAUUUGGCAAAAAAAUGUUUUGACAUC
Molecule: messenger RNA, 1344 nt
Organism: Syngnathoides biaculeatus (alligator pipefish)
Lineage: Eukaryota; Metazoa; Chordata; Actinopteri; Syngnathiformes; Syngnathidae
Exons: 9
Coding region: 69-1340 (423 amino acids)
Source: RefSeq, a predicted model, not a curated record